AUGGUUACAGGUAAACCACCCAGCCACCCAGCCACCCUGCCACCCGGCCACCCAGCCACCCGGCCACCCAGCCACCCGGCCACCCAGCCACCCAGCCACCCGGCCACUCAGCCACCCGGCCACCCAGCCACCCAGCCACCCGGCCACCCGGCCACCCAGCCACCCGGCCACCCAGCCACCCAGCCACCCAGCCACCCGGCCACUCAGCCACCCGGCCACCCAGCCACCCGGCCACCCGGCCACCCGGCCACCCAGCCACCCGGCCACCCAGCCACCCGGCCACCCAGCCACCCAGCCACCCGGCCACUCAGCCACCCAGCCACCCAGCCACCCAGCCACCCGGCCACCCGGCCACCCAGCCACCCGGCCACCCAGCCACCCAGCCACCCAGCCACCCGGCCUCCCAGCCUCCCAGCCUCCCAGCCACCCAGCCACCCAGCCUCCCAGCCACCCAGCCUCCCAGCCACCCAGCCACCCAGCCACCCAGCCUCCCAGCCACCCAGCCACCCAGCCACCCAGCCUCCCAGCCACCCAGCCACCCAGCCUCCCAGCCACCCAGCCUCCCAGCCACCCAGCCACCCAGGCACCCAGCCACCCAGCCUCCCAGCCACCCAGCCUCCCAGCCACCCAGCCACCCAGCCACCCAGCCACCCAGCCACCCAGCCACCCAGCCACCCAGCCACCCAGCCUCCCAGCCACCCAGCCUCCCAGCCACCCAGCCACCCAGCCUCCCAGCCACCCAGCCACCCAGCCUCCCAGCCACCCAGCCUCCCAGCCACCGAGCCACCCAGCCUCCCAGCCACCCAGCCACCCAGCCUCCCAGCCACCCAGCCACCCAGUCUCCCAGCCACCCAGCCUCCCAGCCUCCCAGCCUCCCAGCCACCCAGCCACCCAGCCUCCCAGCCACCCAGCCACCCAGCCUCCCAGCCUCCCAGCCACCCAGCCUCCCAGCCACCCAGCCACCCAGCCUACCAGCCACCACCCGGCCACCCAGCCUCCCGGCCACCCGGCCACCCGGCCACCCGGCCAGCCACCCAGCCACCACCCGGCCACCCAGCCACCCAGCCACCUCCCAGCCACCCAGCCACCCAGCCUCCCAGCCACCCAGCCUCCAAGCCACCCAGCCACCACCCGGCCACCCAGCCUCCCAGCCACUCAGCCACCCAGCCACCACCCGGCCAGCCACCCAGCCACCCAGCCACCACCCGGCCACCCAGCCACCCAGCCACCACCCGGCCACCCAGCCACCCAGCCACCACCCGGCCAGCCACCCAGUCACCACCCGGCCACCCAGCCACCCCCCGGCCACCCAGCCACCACCCGGCCACCCAGCCACCCAGCCACCCAGCCACCACCCGGCCAGCCACCCAGCCACCCAGCCACCACCCGGCCACCCAGCCACUCAGCCACCCAGCCACCCAGCCACCACCCGGCCAGCCACCCAGCCACCCAGCCUCCCAGCCACCCAGCCACCACCCGGCCAGCCACCCAGUCACCCAGCCACCACCCGGCCAGCCACCCGGCCAGCCACCCAGCCACCCAGCCUCCCAGCCACCCAGCCACCCAGCCUCCCAGCCACCCAGCCACCACCCGGCCAGCCACCCAGCCACCCAGCCACCACCCGGCCAUCCACCCAGCCACCCAGCCACCACCCGGCCAGCCACCCAGCCACCCACCUCCCAGCCUCCCAGCCACCCAGCCACCCAGCCACCCAGCCUCCCAGCCACCCAUCCACCCAGCCUCCCAGCCACCCAGCCACCCAGCCUCCCAGCCACCUAG
Messenger RNA from Bacillus rossius redtenbacheri, 1779 nucleotides. Its product is annotated as basic proline-rich protein-like. The record is from RefSeq and is a predicted model, not a curated record. Bases 1 to 1779 code for a protein of 592 amino acids. The transcript is spliced from 3 exons. Lineage: Eukaryota; Metazoa; Arthropoda; Insecta; Phasmatodea; Bacillidae.